UACUCCCUCUCCUCUUCGAGUCGAGCUCCUUACUCCCUCUCCCUAUCGGUCUCGCUCCUUCCUUACUCCUGACUCCCUCUCCUCUUCUCCUCGCCUUUUUUUCUUUCUUUUUUUUCGGUAUGCCGCUCCGCGAGAAAGAAAACCAAGUGGGCUGUGGUGAUGUAAGAAUUAGGUUUUUCUACUUUCACUUUGUUGUUGAGAAAAGAUAUCGGGGAGACCCUUGACCUGGGCGGGCUCCCGCGCCCUUCUUUGUUUAGUUUGUUUAUCUCGGUGGUUGCCCUCUCGAGUCAGGUUCGCAGUUUGCUGGGCGCUUUUCUUGCUUUUUAUGAAGUCGCCCUUUUUCUUUCUUUCUUUCGUUUGUGCAUCUUUCUUUCUCCCAUGCUUUCCGUUGGUCAACAACCAACCACAGCUCUCUAUAGUUCUUCACUACUCGUACAGGAAGGAGUCUCUUUUUGUCUGGAGGGAAUAAUCAAUCAUUUUUUCUCAAUCAAGAAUGCCUCAACUGGAUAAAUUGACUUAUUUCACACAAUUCUUCUGGUCAUGCCUUUUCUUCUUGACUUUCUAUAUUCCCAUAUGCAAUGAUGGAGAUGGAGUACUUGGGAUCAGUAGAAUUCUCAAACUACGGAACCAACUGGUUUCACACCGGGGGAACAAGAUACGGAGCAACGACCCCAACAGUUUGGAAGAUAUCUUGAGAAAAGGUUUUAGCACCGGUGUAUCCUAUAUGUACUCUAGUUUAUUCGAAGUAUCCCAAUGGUGUAACGCCGUCGACUUAUUGGGAAAAAGGAGUCAAAUCACUUUUCUCUCUUGUUUCGGAGAAAUAAGUGGCUCACGAGGUCUCGAAAGAAAUAUAUUCUAUUUGAUCUCGAAGUCCUCAUAUAGCACUUCUUCCAAUCCUGGAUGGGGGAUCGCUUGUAGGAAUGACAGAAUGCUAAUCCAUGUUCUACACGGCCAAGGAAGCAUUCCUCAACCAGAGAGAUCAACCUGCGCCUUUCAUUUUAGGCCGCCGGCGGCGCAGAACGCACUAAUCCGCGACCAACAAAGGCAUUCUUUUCAUUUGGUAGAUCCAAGUCCAUGGCCCAUUUCGGGUUCACUCGGAGCUUUGGCAACCACCGUAGGAGGUGUGAUGUACAUGCACUCAUUUCAAGGGGGUGCAACACUUCUCAGUUUGGGCCUCAUAUUUCUCCUAUAUACCAUGUUCGUAUGGUGGCGCGAUGUUCUACGUGAAUCCACGUUGGAAGGACAUCAUACCAAAGUAGUACAAUUAGGACUUCGAUAUGGUUUUAUUCUGUUUAUCGUAUCGGAGGUUAUGUUCCUUUUUGCUUUUUUUCGGGCUUCUUCUCAUUCUUCUUUGGCACCCACGGUAGAGAUCGGAGGUAUUUGGCCCCCAAAAGGGAUUGGGGUUUUAGAUCCUCGGGAAAUCCCUUUUCUUAAUACCCCUAUUCUCCUUUCAUCCGGAGCUGCCGUAACUUGGGCUCAUCAUGCUAUACUCGCGGGGAAGGAAAAACGAGUUGUUUACGCUUUAGUAGCUACCGUUUCACUGGCUCUAGUAUUCACAGGCUUUCAAGGAAUGGAAUAUUAUCAAGCACCCUUCACUAUUUCGGAUAGUAUUUAUGGUUCUACCUUUUUCUUAGCAACUGGCUUUCAUGGUUUUCAUGUGAUUAUAGGUACUCUUUUCUUGAUCAUAUGUGGUAUUCGCCAAUAUCUUGGUCAUCUGACUAAGGAGCAUCACGUUGGCUUUGAAGCAGCUGCAUGGUACUGGCAUUUUGUAGACGUGGUUCGGUUAUUCCUAUUUGUCUCUAUCUAUUGGUGGGGAGGUAUAUGAAAGAACAAAACAGUGCAUUGAGGAAUUCAAGCUCGAAGACAAAGAGAACCGGGCUUUUCCAAAGAAUUACAGCAGCUUUCCUUCUUCCUUUAAUUAUUAUAUACAAAAAAGUCUCUUCCACUUUCCUACCAAAUCUAUCUGUAGUCUGGCACAUAAAUUCAGGGAUCGAAGAGAUUAUGGCAGAUCAUGUUCACCAAGAAAUGACCCGAAAUUGGAUCUUAGUCUAUUUGAGAUUGUUCCUUUUAAUCGUAAUCAAAGAUGUUUUCUUCUCUCUCAUUUCUUUUCCGAAUAAAUCGAAGAACCUAAUGGAUCGAAC
Molecule: messenger RNA, 2141 nt
Organism: Cucurbita maxima (winter squash)
Lineage: Eukaryota; Viridiplantae; Streptophyta; Magnoliopsida; Cucurbitales; Cucurbitaceae
Product: cytochrome c oxidase subunit 3-like
Exons: 3
Coding region: 494-1825 (443 amino acids)
Biological process (GO): mitochondrial electron transport, cytochrome c to oxygen
Cellular component (GO): membrane; mitochondrion
Molecular function (GO): cytochrome-c oxidase activity
Source: RefSeq, a predicted model, not a curated record